AUGCCGUACGCGACCGCGGCGACCAUCGCGGCGGAAUACACGAAACGAAUCCAACACUUGGAAAAAGAGUUACGGGAUGCGCACUUACAAAUUUCCGAGGGCAACGCGGCCAAACACUCCUCGGCGACGACAUCGAUUGAGUUGGAAAAAGCGAGAGAGAGAAUCGGAAAUCUGGAACAAGCCGUCGUGUUGCUCACGCGAGAGAAGGACGAAGUCACGCGGCAUCAUCGAGACGCCGAGGAGGCGUACGCGAAGCUGUUUGAAAAAGCGUCGGAUAUCGACGGCGCGAAAGAUACGGCGAUUAGAAACGCGAAGCGAGACAUCGAGAAGAAUUUACGAGUGGAAUACACGCAAAAAAUGGACGAGUACGAGAGACGCGUGGAGCGGGAGAUGAACGAGUUUCGCGAGCAACAGGUCAAGCAAGUGCACGAGGCGAUUUUAGACGCGCACUUUUCGGUGCCAGAGAGAGAGAAGAUGAAGGAAGAUCACGAGGACGAGUUGGCGAGGUUGAAAGCGAGAGUGGACGAGACCGUGGAGUUUCACGUGAGAGAAGGCGUGAAUCAAGUGAAGAGCGAGUACGAGAAGAAGUUUUUGGAGCAAGCGAUCGAGGUGAGAGAAAAAGCCGAGGAGAACGCGGAGUUGUUGGAGACUUGCGUGAGGUUGAAGAGGGAGAGAGAUACCGCGGAACGGUUGAGACAAGACGCCAAAGGGGAAGGGAUUAAGUUUUUGACGAAUACUUUGAAAGAGAUGGAGUUGAAGCACGCGGAGCAACAAGAGGUGGUGAACGAGUUGAGAGAACGGGAGAGGAAACGAGCCGAGGAGAAGAUCGACGAGACGUACGCGGAAGUCAACCGACAGUUGGACGACGAAAGAGAGCAAUUUAAGAUUAAAUUCGAAAAGCAACGAAAGUUCAUGACGGAAGAGUUGGAGCAAGCGAGAGACGAGGCGAAAGAAGCCGCGGUGAAGUUGACGAACCAUCACGAGGAGAUGAAGGAGAAAAUGCACGACUUGACGUUGAAAAGUCAAGAUUUGAUCGAUCAAAACGCGCGUUUGAGAGACGUGGUGAAAACGUUCGAGGAUUACGUCGAGGAGUUGGAGGAGAGAGAAGCGCGAUUGGAGAUUUACCAAUCGAAAUUGGUCGGCGCGAAGGAAACGAUCGAAGCUAUGAAAGAAAUCAUGGCGGACGAUAAACACAAAAUCGCGCAAGCGGUGUCGAACAUCAUGAGGAACGUAAAUGACGUCAAAGCGUGGGCGACUGGAAUUCGAUCGAAAUUAACCUUAGCUGGAGCGGAGAGCAUGGACGUGCAAAGAGCGAUGGUGUCGUUCGAAGACGCCAUGCGAUCGGUGGACCGAGCGAUCGCCGAGGUGGAAACGAGCUCUAGUCGCGACUCGGUGAGAUUGAUGGACAUCAUGAAACGCUCCGAGGCUACCGCGGAGAGGGAAACCAUGGACAUGCGUUCGGGGAGAUCGGUGAGAAAGAGCGAGUUGCAAAAGAAACUAUCAGCCGCGAGCGAUGGCGAUAAAAUUACCGCGUUAGCGGACGCGCACGACGGAUUCCAAGGGUACGUGGAAAAAUACGGUAUUGCCGCCUCGGUUUGGGGAGCGGGCGCGGUGGAGCGACCGAAAGCCGCCGCGGACACCUCCGGCGGAGGGUCCUACUUUGGCGGCUUGUUCGGCGGAUAA
This is a messenger RNA of Bathycoccus prasinos, 1683 nucleotides long. RefSeq lists its product with no specific name. NCBI's taxonomy places the organism in Eukaryota, Viridiplantae, Chlorophyta, Mamiellophyceae, Mamiellales, Bathycoccaceae. The record is from RefSeq and is a predicted model, not a curated record. The transcript has a single exon. The coding region runs from base 1 to 1683 and encodes 560 amino acids.